Messenger RNA from Drosophila innubila, 678 nucleotides. Its product is annotated as vesicle transport protein SFT2A. The record is from RefSeq and is a predicted model, not a curated record. NCBI's taxonomy places the organism in Eukaryota, Metazoa, Arthropoda, Insecta, Diptera, Drosophilidae. Gene Ontology annotation, biological process: vesicle-mediated transport. Bases 73 to 564 code for a protein of 163 amino acids. The transcript has 4 exons. Gene Ontology annotation, cellular component: membrane.
UAAAUAAAAUAGAAAAACAUUUGUAUUAUUAGCAGCUUUUUAUAUAGAACGUGCAUUGGAUAAUCUGGAGCUAUGGACAAGCUGCGACGUGUGUUAAGUGGCGAUGAGCCGACGCCAGAGGAAGAGAGCAGCAUCAUUACUCAGAUUAAUGAUAUGUCAACGCUUAGCUGGAGCACUCGCAUUAAGGCCUUCUGCAUAUGUUUUGUCUUGGGAAUAUUGUUAUCAUUUUUGGGCUCCAUAGCGCUGUUUCUACAUAGCGGCAUCGUUGUCUUUGCCGUUUUCUAUACAAUAGGAAAUUUGGUAUCCAUGGCCAGCACGUGCUUUCUCAUGGGACCCUUUAAGCAGAUCAAGAAAAUGUUUGCGGAAACUCGUCUGAUUGCGACUAGCAUUGUUAUUGUUUCAAUUGUCAUGACAUUCGUAUCAGCCAUUGUGUUGAAAAAAGCUGGACUCACGCUUAUAUUCAUUAUCAUACAAUCCCUGGCCAUGACCUGGUAUUCGCUAUCCUAUAUACCCUAUGCACGAGAUGCGGUUAGGAACACAGUCUCCGCAUGCUUUGAAGUGUAGUUUUAGCAACAACAACAUUUCAUAAAUCUAAAUUUUUGUAAUUAUCUAUCUAAUAUGUAUUAUUGAUGAUUUGCUUAUGUAGUUGUUAAUUUUUCUUACAUUUGCAAAACAAAA